AUGUGGAAAAGUCUUAGGUUAACGCAAUCGCAACUAGCAAAGCUUCAAUUCACUGGAAACAAAUUGCAGUCUCGCUUAGGUGUUCCGGCUUUAGAUACAGUCUUAAACCAAUGGUACGAAUUUUGCAAAAAGCCUCCAAAGGGUUUUGAAAAGUACUUUCAGCCAGGAACCAGUCAAAAGCAGCAAAAAAAGCCAGAAAAAGAUGAUUCUCCAGCGCCCUCGAAAUCUUCACCGCCACCACCUAAGUCGAGUUCCUCCCAAGAUAAAUGGAAUAUUAACAUGUUUAACACCCCAGGUGGAAGGGGAGCCGGUCGUGGUGGCUACGAAGGACAAGAUCGUGAAAAAUGGAUGAUGUUCGGCGCACUUGGUGUAGUAACUCUCAUUGCAUCUAUUGCAUAUUUUGAACUUAAAUACCGGGAGAUAAGUUGGCGUGAUUUUGUUAAUUCAUACUUAAAGAAAGGUAUAGUUGAAAAACUCGAAGUUAUAAAUAAAAAAUGGGUAAGAGUUAAGUUACAGCCAGGCACGUUUGAAGGAAAAGUAAUAUGGUUUGCUAUUGGUAGUGUUGAUUCUUUUGAGAGAAAUUUGGAAAAUGCACAAAUUGAAAUGAAUGUUGAACCACAGAAUUUUUUACCUGUUAUUUAUAGAACUGAAGUCGAAGCAUCAAGUUUAACAGGAAUGUUGCCAACCUUAUUAAUUAUUGGUUUCCUUAUCUAUAUGAUGAGAAGAUCUGCAGAUAUGAUGGGUAGAGGUGGGCGAAAGGGUGGUGGAUUGUUUGGUGGUGUAAUGGAGUCCACUGCAAAAUUAAUAAACCCAACAGACAUUGGUGUUAAGUUUCAAGAUGUUGCUGGUUGUGAGGAAGCUAAGAUUGAGAUUAUGGAAUUUGUAAACUUUUUAAAGAACCCCCAACAAUACAUAGAUUUAGGAGCCAAGAUCCCUAAAGGAGCACUAUUGACAGGACCACCAGGUACAGGAAAGACAUUAUUGGCCAAGGCCACAGCUGGAGAAGCAAAUGUCCCCUUUAUUACUGUAUCUGGUUCUGAAUUCUUAGAAAUGUUUGUAGGGGUGGGGCCAUCCAGAGUGAGGGAUAUGUUUUCGAUGGCUCGAAAGCAUGCCCCAUGCAUACUAUUCAUUGAUGAAAUUGAUGCUGUAGGUCGAAAGAGGGGUGGAAGAAGUUUUGGAGGCCAUUCUGAACAAGAAAACACUCUCAACCAACUUCUAGUAGAAAUGGAUGGAUUCAAUACUACAACCAAUGUUGUUGUUCUAGCUGCCACUAACAGAGUUGAUAUACUUGAUAAGGCACUUUUAAGACCUGGCCGUUUUGAUAGACAAAUUUUUGUUCCUGCACCGGAUAUUAAAGGCAGAGCUUCUAUUUUUAAAGUGCAUUUAGCUCCACUUAAAACUACCCUCAAUAAAGAGAAUUUAGCUAGAAAGAUGGCUGCUUUAACUCCAGGUUUCACUGGUGCAGACAUUGCGAAUGUGUGUAAUGAGGCUGCACUUAUUGCAGCAAGAGAGCUAUCUACUGAUAUCAGCAUGAAGAAUUUUGAGCAAGCAAUUGAAAGAGUAGUUGCAGGUAUGGAAAAGAAAUCCAAUGUUCUUCAACCUGAAGAAAGAAAGAUUGUAGCAUAUCAUGAAGCUGGUCAUGCAGUUGCGGGCUGGUUCUUGGAACAUGCAGAUCCUUUGCUCAAAGUGUCUAUCAUACCUAGAGGAAAAGGUCUCGGAUAUGCCCAAUAUUUACCCAAAGAACAGUACUUAUACAGUAAAGAACAAUUAUUUGACAGAAUGUGCAUGACUCUUGGAGGCCGUGUCAGUGAGGAAAUAUUCUUUGGAAGGAUAACAACAGGCGCUCAAGAUGAUUUAAAGAAAAUCACACAAAGCGCAUAUGCUCAAAUAGUACAUUAUGGUAUGAAUACUAAAGUUGGAAAUGUAUCGUUUGAAAUGCCACAGCCGGGUGAAAUGGUUAUUGAUAAGCCAUAUUCUGAAAAAACUGCAGAAUUAAUUGACUCGGAAGUGAGAGAUUUAAUUAAUUCUGCCCACAAACGCACAACUGAUCUUUUGGUUCAUCAUAAACCAAAUAUUGAAAAAGUAGCAGAACGCUUAUUGAAACAGGAGAUAUUGAGCAGAGAUGACAUGAUUGAAUUGUUGGGUCCGAGACCUUUCCCUGAAAAGAGUACUUAUGAGGAAUUUGUAGCUGGAACUGGUUCACUAGAUGAAGACACCACUUUACCUGAAGGACUCAAAGAAUGGAAUAAAGAGAAGCAGCCGACUGUUCCACCACCAGAAAGUAUACCACCAGGUCCUCCUACUACGAGUAAAAACUAA
Messenger RNA from Leptosia nina, 2319 nucleotides. The record is from the annotation of a GenBank genome assembly. NCBI's taxonomy places the organism in Eukaryota, Metazoa, Arthropoda, Insecta, Lepidoptera, Pieridae.